GAUCGAGAAUUGUGUCCCUCUUGUUCCUCCUUAUAUCGCACGGGAAAAGGUUUUCUUGGACGCGGUUUUGGACAGUGGACACGCUGGACGCGGAGCAGGAUCCACGCAGGAGGCACAAACCGGACACCGUGUUCUUCAUUUGCGGGUUUAACACUAUGGAACCAGCCUUCGGUGAAGUGAACCAGCUCGGCGGUGUUUUCGUGAACGGCAGGCCGCUCCCCAACGCCAUCCGGCUCCGGAUCGUGGAGCUGGCGCAGCUCGGGAUUCGACCCUGUGACAUUAGCCGGCAGCUGCGCGUCUCUCACGGCUGCGUCAGUAAGAUCCUAGCCCGCUACAACGAGACCGGUUCCAUCCUCCCGGGCGCCAUCGGAGGCAGCAAGCCGAGGGUCACCACGCCCACCGUGGUCAAGCACAUACGGACAUACAAGCAGAGAGACCCGGGGAUUUUUGCCUGGGAGAUCCGGGACAGACUACUCGCCGACGGGGUAUGCGAUAAGUUCAACCUCCCCUCCGUGAGCUCCAUCAGUCGGAUCCUGCGCAACAAGAUCGGGAAUCUGUCCCAGCAGGGUCAGUACGAGUCGGGGAAGCAGGCGCCUCAUCCGCCGCCACAGCCAACGUUACCCUACAACCACUUAUACUCGUACCCGACAUCCAAAGUGCCCACUCCCCCUGGCAUGCCCACGCUUCCCGGACACAUGGCCAUGCACAGGAUAUGGCCUUCCUCGCACUCUGUGACUGAUAUUCUGGGGAUUCGGUCUAUUACAGAGCAACAAAUUAGUGACAGCGCAUCCUUUCACAGCGCCAAACUAGAAGAGUGGAGCGCAAUAAACAGGACUCCUUUCCCCGCAGCGAGUUCUCCACUAGUCAGUGGCGUGGAUAAAGCGCAUUUAGAACCUGACGCAAAAUACUCACAGACGCCGAGUGGCUUGCCCACAGUGAACAGCUAUGUCACAGCGCCCAGCAUGCCUCCCUACCACCCUCCCACCCGAGUGUCACCCUACACGGGGUACAGCGCCACCACGUCGGCCUAUGCGACCGGAGCCACAUGGCAGCCGGCCAGUGGCAGUGCUCCAUCGCCCCACAGCUGUGACAUCGCCGCCCCACUGGCCUUCAAGAGCAUGACAGCCGGGCACGACGCCGUCCACCAGGUCACAGUGCAGUGACGUCAGCCAGCAAAGACUGACGGGACGGAGAACGGAGGUGAAGGGUGGCGCGUGGCCGACGAGAGAGAAGACGCCACUUGGGUUCCCACGUGGCUUCAUUUCAAAUCCCACUGCCUCAGUUCUCACAGGGGACUCAAUCCCAGGAUUGUGUCGUCAGGCCAAAGACACAAGGAAUAAACUGUCUUUUUUCUUUCUUUUUUUUUUACUACAAACACGUGUGAAAGAACUUGCAGGACAGGUGUAUUGAAGGACUGAUGCAUGACUGCUUCUCCAUCCAUCAACACAAUUCCUCCCAGAUUCUUUACUGCAACACUUGUGCUGCAAAUGUCUUUGGGGCAAAGCGGGGUAAAGUAUAACUUCCAAGAAUGAGCAAUGACAGAAGUGGGGGAAAAGUAAACCUUUGCAUUUGUGUUUUCAGGGUACUUAUAAAUUGCUUUUUUUUUUCUUUUUUUUUAUGUGUGUGUGCGUUUGUUUUAUGCUCUUUUUAUGUUUUGAUAAAAAAAUAACUCGUCCUAUGGUGCAUUGUUUUCCCCACCUCUGUAAAAGAAAAUGUAGCCUAUAUGCAGGAGCCCCGUGCAGGGAGAACUUUUAUUUAUUAGAUUAAAAAAGGUACGUUGAAUGAAGUGCAAUUAGCCUCGCAGACAGCGCGGCAACUUCCGCGCGCGUUUAGACUAAAUUGGCUUUGGUCGGACGUUUGGAGUCGCGAAGCAUUAACGGUUGACAAAUGUUGCACAAUGAAAUUGAAUGUAUCUUAUUAAAUUGUUUGGCUGUAAAAGUG
Solea senegalensis (Senegalese sole) is the source of this 1941-nucleotide messenger RNA. It is a transcript of the gene pax9, whose product is annotated as paired box 9. Bases 156 to 1163 code for a protein of 335 amino acids. Gene Ontology annotation, biological process: anatomical structure development; regulation of transcription by RNA polymerase II. The transcript has 4 exons. NCBI's taxonomy places the organism in Eukaryota, Metazoa, Chordata, Actinopteri, Pleuronectiformes, Soleidae. Gene Ontology annotation, molecular function: DNA-binding transcription factor activity, RNA polymerase II-specific; RNA polymerase II cis-regulatory region sequence-specific DNA binding. The record is from RefSeq and is a predicted model, not a curated record.